Molecule: messenger RNA, 1147 nt
Organism: Effrenium voratum
Lineage: Eukaryota; Dinophyceae; Suessiales; Symbiodiniaceae
Source: the annotation of a GenBank genome assembly
UGGUUGCCUUUGACACCAUACCACACGAUACGAAGACAUAGCCAGGUGCUGCAAAGUCGGCACAUUGUUUCACUUCGGAGAACCAAUGCCGUCAGGAAGCCCCAAGAGCUCCGAGAACCUGUCCCUGAUGGGCACCAGGUCGCCGGUGAGGUCGCCCGAAGAUGAGGAUGUCGCCUCCAGCAUGGGCAGGUGUUGUCAGACCUGCGCCUUCGUCUCGAUCACCCUGGUCGGGGCGGCGCUGUUGAUGCGGGCGGCACGGUUUCAGGACAGCCAGGUGUCGGCUGCGCCUGUUCAGCGGCAGUUCCUGCCAGCCCCGGAGCUAGAAAGAGUCCAAGGAGUUAUUGACGUGAGGCCUUUGCAGCCUCGACAGCAGCACGGACAAGUGCAGGUGGUCGAUGAUGUGGAUGACAGCCACAGCUGGCACUGGCAAGGCAGCAGCAGAUAUGCGCCAUCCACGGCGUCAGUGUGCUACUAUGACUACGAGGGAUUCGCCGCUGACUGCUUCUGCAAGUUGGCCAACAACAAGGUGUGCCGUAGCAAGAGCUGUGCGUGUUCGCAGGGCUGUUCUUCGAGCCUCACCUGGAGGCACAAAAGCAGCACGACCUUCAAAAACAUCAAGUACGCAACAGGAUGCCAGAAGGAAGACUCCACCGCCUUGCUGACAGUGCCGGAGUCUUUCUUCGCGGACAUCCGACACUUGAAAACAUGGUGCCCUCAAGGCGCUCAGAAGCUGCUGGCGGAGAUGUUCCGCGCGAGCUUCCAGACCUUCCGCGAGGUGGUGGGCGAAGGCCCUGCUCGCCAAUGCAUGCACGCUGCGCAACUGGUGAGUGUCCCAUGGCUUCACCUGCACACGCUGUGUGCCGAUGGCCACAUCGACGGCCUUCCUGGCAGUCCGACCAUGGGCUGGUGCGGCACCAUGCACUCCAGCCAUGACGCGGAGCCCUUGGCGGCUUCGGCCAUGCUUUGGGCGGAGCGCUUGUACGGCGUCCGCAGCCAGAGUUUGCCCUCUUCGUGCAGCGAAAUGGGCUGCGGCAUUGCGGGCAUAGGUGGCAGGUGCUCUUGCAAGAGCGACUGCCAAGUGCACACCAACUGCUGUGAUGACUUCAGCUCAAUUUGCAGACCAUGAUGCAUUUGAAGUGACGAUGAC